Messenger RNA from Oxyura jamaicensis (ruddy duck), 603 nucleotides. RefSeq names its product single stranded DNA binding protein 1 (gene SSBP1). Gene Ontology annotation, cellular component: mitochondrial nucleoid. Bases 37 to 483 code for a protein of 148 amino acids. Gene Ontology annotation, biological process: positive regulation of helicase activity; mitochondrial DNA replication. The transcript has 6 exons. Gene Ontology annotation, molecular function: single-stranded DNA binding. Lineage: Eukaryota; Metazoa; Chordata; Aves; Anseriformes; Anatidae. The record is from RefSeq and is a predicted model, not a curated record.
CGGGCCCCAUCCCGCUGGCGGCGGCAGGCGGGCGGCAUGCUGCGGCCGGCCGCUUGGCAGGUGUUUCGCCAGUUUGUAAGGCAUGAGUCCGAUACGGUUGGCUCCUUGGUACUUGAAAGAUCCAUGAACCGUGUUCAGUUACUUGGUCGGGUUGGACAGGACCCGAUCAUGAGGCAAGUGGAUGGAAAAAAUCCUGUCACCAUAUUUUCUCUUGCGACCAAUGAGAUGUGGCGAACAGGAGAAAACGAGGAAGCCCAGGGAGGUGAUAUCAGUCAGAAGACAACAUGGCACAGGAUCUCUGUCUUCAGACCAGGCCUCAGGGAUGUUACGUAUCAGUAUGUGAAGAAAGGUUCUCGACUCUACGUUGAAGGGAAAUUAGACUAUGGUGAAUAUACAGACAGAAACAACGUGAGGCGGCAGGCAACUACAAUUGUUGCAGAUAACGUAAUUUUUCUGAGUGAUAAUGUGAAAGAAAAGGCAUGAGGUCAUUAGUGCUUGGACUGAGGCUAUUUCAUUCCUUGUGCAUCACAGUGCUUCAUAAUUCUGCAAUCAUGUAUAUUGCUGUAGUUUCUUUAAAAAAUAAAUAACAUGUUUGAUACCCAU